Molecule: messenger RNA, 4957 nt
Organism: Microplitis mediator
Lineage: Eukaryota; Metazoa; Arthropoda; Insecta; Hymenoptera; Braconidae
Product: probable multidrug resistance-associated protein lethal(2)03659
Exons: 5
Coding region: 460-4524 (1354 amino acids)
Biological process (GO): transmembrane transport
Cellular component (GO): membrane
Molecular function (GO): ATP hydrolysis activity; ABC-type transporter activity; ATP binding
Source: RefSeq, a predicted model, not a curated record
AAUCAUUUCGAUCCUGGAUCAAUUAGUAAUAAGACGCAUAACUCAUCUACUAUUGUAAUAUACUAGCAAUUUACUUGCGAUUCUGUUAACUCAGGCAAUCUACUUGCAUUCUUUAUAACUCGGGCGACUAACUUGCGUUACAUUUAACAUUACUGGCAAUUUACUUGCGUUAUAUUUUUAUUUUAGAUUUAUUAUUUGUGAUUAAUCAAGUUCAGUUCAUCCAAUUAUUAUCUUACGUGACUGGCGAUAUACUCGCAAUAUGAAACUACACUGUGCCAUGCACCCAUUUAUAUUAUAAUAUCCAAUGUUUACAUCUUCUUGUAAGUAAUUAAAUAUUGUUAUAAUUGGCAAUAAACAAUCAUUGUAACUGUUAAUCCUUUGACAACAUAUAUCACUUUUUAUCCUGUUUAUAUCCUAUUCUACUGAGAAUCAGUAGAAAAUUAAUACAAACAGUCGAAAAUGGAUGCAAAAGUCGAUAUUGAGUUGAAAAAAAAUUUACGAGAAGGUGUUAAUCCUCUAAGCGCCUUUACAUUUUCAUGGGUUUUGAAGAUAUUUUGGAAAGGAUUCAAACGGGAUUUGGAAGUCGAGGAUCUUUUUAGGCCACUGAAAGAACACAAAAGCAGUGUACUGGGUGAUAAAUUAUCAGCAGCAUGGGACAAACAAGUCAAACAAUAUAACGCGAACAAAAAAUUGAUAGAAAAAUCAGACAGAUCAAACAGUAAUUCAAAAAGGAAGCAUAAAAAAAAUAAAAAACCUAGUUUACUAUAUGCAUUGAUAAGAGUUUUUGGUGUUCGGUUUGCUCUUUAUGGAAUCGCCUUAGGUAUUAUGGAGCUCGUUAUUCGAGUUCUGCAGCCACUAGCUCUAGCUCGUCUUUUACGUUUCUUCACGACAUCAGAUAUAAGCAAAACAGAAGCAUUUCUAUACGCUGGUGGCGUAAUAAUGUGUUCAGUAAUACAUAUUUUUGUAGCACAUCCCUCGUUUAUGGCAAUUUUUCAUAUGGGUAUGAAGCUACAGGUAGCAUGUCGCUCACUGAUUUACCGUAAAGCCUUGAAGCUGUCAAGAACAGCUCUAGGUGAAUCAACAGUUGGCCAAGUUGUUAAUCUUUUAUCAAAUGAUGUGAAUAAAAUAGAUCUUGCUGUGGUAUUUUUUCACUAUCUUUGGAUCAGUCCUGUUGGAACUGUUAUCAUUACGUACUUGAUGUAUUUAGAAGUCGGUGCAGCCGCGAUUAUUGGAGUAGCGUCGCUGCUGAUGUUUAUACCUCUACAGGGAUGGCUGGGUAAAAAAUCAUCAAUUUUACGUUUACGAACGGCGAUACUUACUGACGAGAGAAUACGUCUGACCAAUGAAAUCAUCAGUGGUAUUCAAGCUAUCAAGAUGUACGCUUGGGAGCAUCCAUUUAGUAAUCUUAUUGAAGACGCACGUAAGAAAGAAAUGCAAGUUAUAAGAAAAUCAUCAUUUAUACGGGGUGUUACCAUGUCAUUUAUGAUGUUUUCAUCUGGUUUAUCAUUAUUUAUCACAAUAUUGGCUCAUUUAGUAUCAGGUAAUCAAAUAACUGCUGAAACUGUAUAUAUGCUAACGGCAUAUUACAGUAUUUUGCGUCAAACUAUGACGAUAUAUUUUCCACAAGGUAUUAGCGGAGUAGCUGAAACUUCAGUGUCAAUAAAACGUCUUGAGAAUUUUUUGAUGUACGAGGAAAUGAAAGUAAAUAAUAAUGAUGGUAAUAAAAAUGGUCGAAAAUACGCAGGUAAAAAUUCACGGGAAAAUAAUUUAGAUUCUGAUGAUAAAGACACGAAGGAUGAAGAAAUGGUUGAGUUGCUAGCAAAUUUUAACGAUGGGUCUAUAACACUUGAUGGGGCUUAUGCUAAAUGGUUGGACUCUAAUCAUGAAGAUACAUUGAAAGGAAUCAAUAUACAUAUUGAACCAGGUCAAUUAGUGGCUGUAGUUGGGCAAGUUGGUUCAGGUAAAACAAGCUUACUCAAUGCUAUUCUCAAAGAACUUCCAGCGCACACGGGAAGUGUUGAUGUAGGCGGUAAAGUAGCUUAUGCGAGUCAAGAACCCUGGUUAUUCCCUGGUUCAGUAAGGCAGAAUAUACUCUUUGGACGUCCAUGGGAUGCUAGGAAAUACGAUAAAGUUGUCAAAGUAUGUCAGCUGAAACGAGAUUUUUCACUAUUCCCAUACGGCGACAAGACUAUUGUCGGUGAACGCGGGGUAAGUUUAUCUGGUGGACAGAGAGCGCGUAUCAAUUUAGCGCGGGCUGUUUACUCGGAUGCACCGAUAUUUUUACUAGACGAUCCACUGAGUGCAGUAGACGCGCACGUGGGUAAACACAUGUUCGAAGAGUGUAUUGAAAAGUACUUGAAUGGAAAAACAAGAAUACUUGUGACACAUCAGAUACAAUUUUUAAGUAAUAUUGAGAAGAUAAUUAUCAUGAAGGAUGGUGCUAUUAUUGCUGAAGGCAGUUACAAUAAACUAGUGAAGAUGGGUGUUGACUUCGGUCGUUUACUCGAUUCUGCACCAAAAGAAGAGACUGAAGAAACUUUGUCUCAGCCAAGAAGUCGUAAGAGUUCACGGCAGUUAAGUGUUACAUCAAUUAAUUCAGUGAUGACUAAUGAUGCUACAGGCCAGGGUCAAGCUGAGCCUGAAGAAAUUGCUGAGAUGCGUUCUAAAGGUUCAAUUGGUGGACAUGUGUACGCAUCUUAUUUCAAAGCUGGUGGCAAUUGUUGCGUGAUUUUCGUGGUACUGCUACUAUGUGUACUGGCUCAAUUGGCAGCUAGUAGCGGAGAUGUUUUCGUUGCAUUUUGGGUAAAUCUUGAACAAGAGAGUAGUAAUAAUUUCACCUUGAGUAAUUUAACUCAAACUCCUAAUAAAAAAUCUGGAUUAGCAGAUCAAGAAAGGUUUAAUUGCGUUUAUAUUUUUACAGCAUUGACAGUAUUGACAGUUAUUACAACAUUUAUAAGAUCCUUUGCGUUUAUUAAUUUGUGUGUGUGCGCUUCUAAACGUUUGCAUGAUAAAAUGUUUCGUAGUAUUAGUCGCGCACCAAUGAGAUUUUUUAAUACAAAUUCUUCUGGACGUGUUUUGAAUCGUUUUUCUCGGGACAUGGGUGUUAUCGAUGAAUAUCUGCCAAUGAAUAUGAUCGAUUGUAUGCAGGCAGCCCUGUUGCUCAUCGGUACUAUUGUCAUUGUUGUUUCUAUCAAUGUCUGGCUACUGAUACCUACAGUCAUUAUUUCCGUUAUAUUUUACGGUUUACGGCUUAUUUAUAUACCUACAAGCCGUAGUGUUAAACGACUCGAAGGUGUAACAAGAUCACCGGUAUAUAGUCAUUUGAACACAACAUUACAAGGUCUGACAACAAUACGUUCAUUUAAUGCAGAAGAAAUACUUACGAAAGAAUUUGAUCAUCAUCAGGAUCUCCAUUCCUCCGCAUGGUAUAUUUUUAUAGCAUCGUCACGUGCCUUCGGCUAUUGGCUCGAUAUGUUUUGUCUUAUCUACAUCAGCCUUGUAACUACUAGUUUUUUAUUCGUGACUACCAACGACAAUGAUACAUAUGAAGGUGGCAAUGUUGGUCUGGCAAUAACACAAUGUAUCGGAUUAGCAGGAGUGUUUCAGUGGGGAAUGCGACAGGCCACUGAGGUGGAGAAUCAAAUGACUUCGGUGGAGCGUGUGCUUGAGUAUACUAACAUUGAGAGUGAACCGGCACUCGAGAGUUUGCCUGAAAAAAAACCCAAAGGUGACUGGCCGUCGAGAGGUAAAGUCGAAUUUAGAAGCGUUUACUUGGCUUAUUCUCCACUAGAACCACCGGUACUCAGGAAUCUCAACUUUACUAUUGAGCCACGUGAAAAAAUAGGAAUUGUUGGACGCACUGGAGCAGGAAAAUCUUCCCUAAUAGCUGCCUUAUUCCGGCUCGCCGAGAUUGAGGGUAACAUUGAGAUCGAUGGUGUAGAUACCGGUGAAAUUGGACUCCACGAUUUUCGCGCCAAGAUAAGCAUAAUUCCACAAGAGCCUUUCUUGUUCUCCGGUACAUUGAGAAGAAAUCUCGAUCCCUUUGAACAGUAUCCAGACAGUGUACUGUGGUCGGCAUUGGAAGAUGUUGAACUUAAAGAAAUGGGCCUUGAGGGCCACGUUAAUGAAGGCGGUACUAAUUUAAGUGUUGGACAACGGCAGUUAGUUUGUCUUGCGCGUGCUAUUGUUAGAAAUAAUAAAGUUCUUGUACUCGAUGAAGCCACCGCAAACGUUGAUCCACAGACGGACGAGUUCAUCCAGAAGGCCAUUAGACGUAAAUUCGCCGAUUGCACCGUUCUUACGAUCGCCCAUCGACUAAAUACUGUUAUGGACAGCGACAGGAUAUUGGUCAUGGAUGCCGGUUCCGCUGUGGAAUUCGAUCACCCACAUAUUUUGCUUCAAAAUGAUAAUGGAUGUUUAACGAAGAUGGUUGAGGAAACUGGCUUUUCAAUGACAGAAGCGCUCAAAAAUGUUGCUAAACAAAAUUAUGAACUCCGUACGCUACCUGUCACGAUAAGGCGUUGAUGUUAACGUUUCUUAAUUAAAAUCAUCUGCCAUUGACAAAUUGUUAUUUUAAUGAACUUAUAAAUACUUUCUAUUUAGUAGGUUUUUUCUACAAGUCUGUACAGCACAAUUUUGUACAUAACCAACUUAAUCGAACUUGCCUAAAAAAACCGAUUGUACUUAAUGUUUGAUCAAACAAUGGAUCGAUCCAUUAAAUUUAAUUUAGGUCACUUAUCAAAGAUUCUCAUUUUUUUUAUUUACGCAUUAUCGUUAUUAUGAAUUAUUUCGAAUAUUUAUAUACAAGAUCUGUAAUUAGAUCGUCGAUUAUAAAUUAAAAUUGUACAUUAUUAUAUAAAUAUACAGUAUUAUUUUUAAUAACUGUUAUGAAAAUUGAUUUGUUUGUAAAUAAAACGAUCGAUGAAUGUGAAUAAAAUUGACUCAAUUAGUGCUAUUG